Messenger RNA from Nematolebias whitei (Rio pearlfish), 630 nucleotides. It is a transcript of the gene gltpa, whose product is annotated as glycolipid transfer protein a. NCBI's taxonomy places the organism in Eukaryota, Metazoa, Chordata, Actinopteri, Cyprinodontiformes, Rivulidae. The transcript has 5 exons. The record is from RefSeq and is a predicted model, not a curated record. The coding region runs from base 1 to 630 and encodes 209 amino acids. Gene Ontology annotation, biological process: ceramide transport; intermembrane lipid transfer. Gene Ontology annotation, cellular component: cytoplasm; cytosol; membrane. Gene Ontology annotation, molecular function: ceramide 1-phosphate binding; ceramide 1-phosphate transfer activity.
AUGGCCAUGUUGAUGGAGCACCAGUUCAGGCAGCUGCCCGCUGACAGACAGGUGGAAACAAGACCCUUUUUGGAGACUGUGUCAUAUCUUCCACCAUUCUUUGAUUGUCUCGGCUCUACCAUUUUUGCACCAGUCAAGGCAGACAUAUCUGGUAACAUCAUGAAAAUUAAGCAAGUUUAUGAUUCCAAUCCUGGACGAUAUAAAACACUUCAGAUGAUUUUGGAGGCAGAGAAGGAAAUGCAUGGAGGGGAAUGGCCCAAAGUUGGAGCAACAUUGGCACUUAUGUGGCUCAAAAGGGGUCUUAGAUUUAUCCAGGUCUUUCUUCAGAGCCUGGUGGAUGGUGAAAAGGACGACAACAACCCUAACCUCAUUCGAGUCAACAUCACCAAAGCCUACGAUGUAGCCCUUAAAAGGUAUCAUGGCUGGUUUGUUCAGCAGCUCUUUAAGGCAGCUCUUUUUGCUGCUCCCUAUAAGUCUGAUUUCCUGAAGGCCCUCUCAAAGGGUCGGGACGUCAAGGAGGAAGAAUGCGUGGAAAAAAUCAGAAAAUUCCUUCUGAACUUCACUGCCACCAUCGAUGCUAUUUAUGAUACAUUUAAUAGAAUGAAUGCUGAUCUCGACUACAAGGUGUGA